Uloborus diversus is the source of this 4321-nucleotide messenger RNA. RefSeq names its product leukocyte receptor cluster member 8 homolog. Gene Ontology annotation, cellular component: nucleus. The transcript is spliced from 18 exons. The record is from RefSeq and is a predicted model, not a curated record. Lineage: Eukaryota; Metazoa; Arthropoda; Arachnida; Araneae; Uloboridae. Bases 298 to 2439 code for a protein of 713 amino acids.
GGAAACUUUAAUUUCUCAUUAUCCGUAGUUAUUUCAUUCUUAUGGGUGAAAUAUGCAAUGUACGUGUUGUUUACUCGUGCAGCGGAAGCCAUUACGACGUAAUGACAAUGAAGUAGUAUUUCAAAGUUUUAUUCCUGCAGGAAUUUUGAACCUUCAAAAUAAUUCACACGCAGAAGUGUAAUUGAAAGUUCCAACCUAGCUUUUUUUCACCCAUAUUUCAUACGAUCGCCAUUUUGACUUCGUAGGCAGUCCGCAAUCCUGGAAUAAUUUCUUGGUUUCUUCUAAUUAAAGUGCAAGAUGGCCACUUGGCCAUAUCCGAUUCCAGGAAUGUGUAAGCCUUCUUUGCCAACAACAAUUCCAGAAGAAUGGCAAAAAGCCAAUGAAGCUCUACAAGCAGUCCAACAACCAAAAACAAACAACUCAGAAACUAAUACUCAAAAUUCAGCUGUUUCAAAUGAAUUUCAAAGUGGUUAUGGGGCUUGGCCGAAUCCAAAUAUGUAUCAAACUUUUCCAGGGUACCCUCCAUAUGCAACUAAUUAUGCUUAUUAUCAUUACAAUCUUAACUAUAUGAUGAGUAGCAAUGCUCCUGUUUAUACAACUCCAGUGGCUCCUCCGAAUCCAAAUCUGCCAAUGCCUCCAAAUUCUAUAGCAGAGACUAAGUGUGAAAAAUCUAAACCAGAAGAGCCGAAUACUAAAAACAUUUCAGUUUCUUCGUUAGCUUCACAACCUCCUCCGCCGCCUCCCUCAUCCCCACCAUCUUCCAUGCAUAAUGAUAACUCCUUUUUCAAGCAUUCGUACAAACAAGCACCUGGAAGUGGUGGCAUCAGGUUUAGUCUUCCUAAAAAAACACCUCCAAAUAAAACUUUUCCAUCAACAGAGCCUCAAAGUAAGGAAAGUACUUUUCAAGGCUCGAAUAAAUGUGAAACAAAUCUACAUCCUUAUAUGUUGCAUCAAAACUCAAGUUCUACUGUUGAUAUUGACAGAUAUCCAAUUUCUCUUAGGCAAUAUGUUGAUGCUAGUUUUUCGAGAUGUAAAGAUGAUAAGGAUAAGGAUCAGGUGCAACUCAUUCUACGCACCAAGUUGCUGAAAGCUGAGAGGGAAGGCACCAUUUAUGAAAAAGAUUGGGCUAAUGAACCAUUACCAAGUCUUCACAGUGAGAAGUUGAAAAAAGAGCAGAAGACGACACCACCUUUCAAAACCCAGGUUGCAUUUAGGACAGCUAAUUCUCAGAGUCCCAAGCAUUAUUUCCAGCAUCGAAAUAACUACACAUAUCGUUCUAGGUCUAGAUCAAGGUCAAGAUCUUAUUCUCGCUCCAGAUCAAGAUCCCGCACACCACCAAGAAAAGUCUUCAGGAGAAAAAGACAUUCUAGCUUAUCUGACUCCAGUGAUGACAGUCGAGGCUCAAAGAAAGCUCUUAAUUCAAGUGUUGUCGGACCAAUAGAUUUUCGAAAUGUAAAAAGCAGUAUUAACUUAAAUAAAAACAAAAAGAAGAAGAAGAAGAAUAAAAUGGUAUUUACUUUGGAGCCAGAUUCAGCCUCAGACGAACGUCUGCAGAAAAGGGCAGCUCGUUUUGAUAACAAAAAUGGGAAGAGUGCUAAGAGUAAUAUGAUUUUCACUGCCACAACUGAAAUGGAGUCCCCCAAAUUUAUUAUUGAUGAAAAUGGUGAUGGUGUAUGGGACUCUGAUGCUAUCAUAGGAACUUGCCAAGACUUGGAAAAGCCAUUCUUACGUUUAACUGGAGCUGUUGACCCUACUAGUGUUCGGCCGGAAGAGAUAUUAAAAAAAUCUUUAGCUCAUGUGAAAAAAUGUUGGGUUACAAAUCAAGAUUAUCACUAUGCAUGUGAGCAACUAAAGUCUAUCAGACAGGAUUUAGUGGUUCAGUGCAUAAGAAAUUCUUUUACAAUUGAAGUUUAUGAAACACAUGCUCGGAUUGCACUAGAAAAGGGAGAUCGUACUGAAUUCAACCAGUGUCAGUCUCAACUAAAAGUUUUAUAUGAAGAAAUUGGUGAAGGCAACGCCCUGGAAUUUAAAGGAUACCAUAUACUUUACACAAUUUUUACUGAAAGUACUUUAGAAAUGAAGAAUAUAUUAGCAGAAUUAGCAACUGAUGAAAAGAAAGAUAAGGUGGUAUCACAUGCUUUAAAAAUAACUAAAGCAUGGUCAAACAAUAAUUAUCAUAGAUUUUUUAGGCUUUAUUUAAAUGCUCCUAAGAUGUCUUCUUUUAUUAUUGACUGGUUUAUUGAGCGAAUUAGGAAAACUGCCCUUAAAGCCAUCAUAAAAUCAUUUCGUCCAAACUUACCGGUAUCUUAUAUCGAAAGUGCCUUAGCAUUUUCAUCUUCUGAGGACUGUAUGGCUUUUUUAAAUCAAGCAAGCAUUGUUUUUGCAAGCUCCGGUGUUAUCAACUGCAAAGAAUCAAUGGUUGCUGUAGCAAAUUCCUAGUAGCAGUGGGGCAUCUAUUGCAGUUCCCUGUUAUGUCAAUUUCCCAUAUGAUUUGAGGUUGAAUAUCAGCAGAUCACUUUUCAUAUUAAUUCUCCUUAAAUGUGGUUCAGCUCUUUAUGUGAAGCAUCAUAAAAUUUUCAUCAAAAAGAAGUUGUGUGCUAUCGGUUGAAGCUGAGUUAUGAGUGAAGCUCAUUCUAUCUUGGAAAUAAAUCUUCCAUUCAUCCUCAUCUCGCAAUCUUGAAGCUAAAUUUCCUUCUUUUAGCGAAGAGUGUUGACAAAAUAUAACUUCAUAUCUCCAAGAAAAUUGCUGCAAGAUCUCUCUGUAGACCACUUGUCUUUGUUGGAAGAAAAUUUUACUUUUUGGAAGAAAGAAGUAAUACUAAAAUAUACUUCUGUCAUCUUCAUUUUUUUCCUUUGAUGCAGUCAUACAGUUUUUUUCAAUUUAGUUCAGAACGAAGUUGGGAAUUCGUUGUUUAUAUUCCUAUGGUUAUUAAAGUGGAAGAUAGUUUUGUGUUUGAUGCUGAACCAAUUUCUAUGAAAUUUUGAAUAUUCAAGAAAAUAAUUGUGUGUAAGGAAGUUUUUUCAAGGAUCAUAUAGGAAAUUUUUUUAUAGUGGACUCUAAUCUGUUAGUUUUGUUGGACUAAGUUCUUCAUUUGAUGCCUUUCUAUAGAAAAAAACGGACAAUUUUGCUGUGUUUUCAAGAAAUUGAUUUCGUUAUAUGAGCCAGAUAUUAAAUUCAUAAUAAUACAAGAGAUUAAAUGUGCAUGGCACCUCAUGAGAUUGGAGAACCAUCGAGUUACUUAAGCAAUCUUGGCUAAACAAUCUCAUACCUGAAAAAGAGGGGGACCGAAACUUAGAUUGGUUGCCUGCCAAAAAUAAACCAAAGAUGAUGAAGGUGACAAGUUGUAACAUCUCAGCCAAGAGCAGGAUAACAUGGAAUAGAAUUCUGAAAAAGGGCCUAUCCGGCGCUGUUGCUUCAUUGAGAAGAUUAAAUGAAGUUGAAAAAAGAAAAAAAUCUAUUUUUUAUCCUAAGAAACUAAAUUUGGGAAGAAGCAUUAAAUGCUUGAGUUUUGGACUUGGAGAAUAUAGAUUUGAAUAAAACAUGUGAAUGAACUUAUUCAUUGGAGAAUGUGGAGAGUAUAUCUGCUGUUGUCAACUUCUAUGUCUUUUUUAUCAUAUGGUAUUACAUAGCAGGGGAUGUAAGCAGAUCUUAGUUCACAAGAAUUACCAAGAGAGAAGAAUUGGGCUGAGCUGCUUUUUCUUCUUCUUUUUUUUUUUUUUUUUAAUUUUCUUUUUAACUUAGGUUAUUUCCUGUCCAGAUGUAUUGAUAUAAAUGAAGAAAAUUCAAGAUAAAUGGCAUGAGUCUCCUGGUCAAUUCCCAAAAUUGAGGGUUGUCAAGUCUUCUCUCAACGUUUUAUCGUUGAAAAAAAAUGCAUUCACAAAAAAUCUGUACAGAUUAAUUAAUCUGAAAAGUAAAAUUGAGAACACUUUCCUAAUCAUUUCUGCAGCUUAUUGGUAUUCACAAUCCUGUUUAAAAAUUUAUUCAUUUCUUUUUGCAGAUUUGAAAAAAAUCUACAUAGUUAAGCAUAAAAACUUAGUCACUUAGUUUUUAAUUUUUUAACAAUACAUCUGCUCACUGUUUAAAACCUUGUGAGCUUUAGAGCUUCCUGAAACUAAAAAAGUUUAUGGUUGCUUUAUACCAUAAUUACGUUCCUUAAAUUUUACUUUUUCAAUCACUGUUUUUAAAUUUCUACCUAGUAUUUCCAUUUUCAUAUGAUAUCACUAUAUGCCAAGUGAAACUUUUAAAAGACAUAUUUGUAUAUAAUGAAUCUGUCUGCUCCUUUUGUAAAAAUGUAAAUAACUUAUUAAAAAACUAUUUAUA